Auxenochlorella protothecoides is the source of this 1215-nucleotide messenger RNA. RefSeq names its product Autophagy-related protein 2. Gene Ontology annotation, cellular component: phagophore assembly site; extrinsic component of membrane. The transcript is spliced from 5 exons. Gene Ontology annotation, biological process: autophagosome assembly; piecemeal microautophagy of the nucleus; autophagy of mitochondrion. NCBI's taxonomy places the organism in Eukaryota, Viridiplantae, Chlorophyta, Trebouxiophyceae, Chlorellales, Chlorellaceae. The coding region runs from base 1 to 1215 and encodes 404 amino acids. Gene Ontology annotation, molecular function: phosphatidylinositol-3-phosphate binding. The record is from RefSeq and is a predicted model, not a curated record.
AUGGUCGACUCGGACACCGCUUGGCAGGAGCUGGAAGGCCCAAGCUCCUCGGACACCCAGGACGGCACCUGGUUUGGAGCGACCAGACUGGUAGACGAUUACGUCAUCCCCCCAUCCUUUGUGCCCUCUCCCCUCCAGCUGGAGGCAGACCCAGAGGACCUCUGGCUGCACUGCACCCUCAACAUCGACAUAACGCUGACAGCGUCCACCGGCGACGUCGUCGUGACCCGCCUGCGCGACCUGUGCAUCAUGGUGGAGGGCGAGUCGAGCGCAACGAGGGACGGGCCCGACGCCGCCGCCUCCUCCCCGGCCACGACAUGCACGCUGCGCUCGCUGACCGUGGAGGACAGCAGGGGCCGCCCCGUGCUGUCGCGCCACGGCCCCCCCACGCCCUCUCGCGCCGAGCCCCCACCCCAGCUGUCGGUCGUCGUGCACAGCGUGCGCGUCGGGGGCGAGGUGGAGUACCGCGUGGCCGCGGCCGUCGCGCCGCUGCGCCUGCAGCUCCGCAAGCGCUCCAUCGACGUGCUGCGGGAUGUGCUGGCACAGGGCGCCGAGGGCGCCGACUUUGACGAGGAUUUUGGGGCGCGGCUGGUGGACUGGAGUGGGUGGGAGGACGGCGAGGCGGAGGCGGGAGAGUCCAAGGCGGGGGGGGCGGCAGACUCCACUGCAUCGUGGCCCUUCAUCCAGCACUUCACCCUCAAGCCCAUGCUGAUCGUGCUGGACCACGCUGCCAGCGCGGUCAACCUGCAGGCGCUGAGGGAGGGCAGCCUGAAUGAGCUCCUGCACCUGGUGCCGCUGGGGGGCGUGCGCCUUACCUACCGUGAGCUCCGCCUCGUUGGGGUGGAUGGCCUGGCCGCCCUCGGCUCCGCCAUCCUGAACGCCUACAUCCGCGAAACGGCCUAUCAGGCACACAAGUUCGUGGGCGGCACCCGCCCCAUCCGCCCGCUUGUGCGUGUGGCCGGCGCGGCUGGCGCCGCGGUGACCGGGCCCUUCUGCGGCCUCUCCAGGCCCAAGCGCCGGGGGUUUGCACGGGACCUCUCCCGCGGGAUCAGGGGCCUAGCCACCGCGAUCCUGGACGAGGCGCUGGGGGCAGCAGGGGCUGCGGCCGGCACCGCUGCCGGCCGCCUGGACGGCCAGGCCGGGGUGGCAGCGGGGGCGCUGCAGCGCACGCUCAAAGGAGCCAGGAGGAAGCUGGAUGCCCAGCCCCGGAACUGA